AUGAACUUUACGACGGAUCCAAAUGUCAUUGUAAUUUGGUCUUAUCCUUACGCUUACUGCACGGGGGGGACUUGUCCACCGGAUUACGAGUGCAAGUAUUUCUACAAGUCCUACUACACACCAGAUCCCGUUACCAACGCGACUUUCCAUCUGAGAGCUGACGAUAAUGGUACACUGUUUGUGAACAACCUUCUCAAAGCUCCUAGUUUUGGGGCGCUGACCUUCAUUUCUGUCGAUCUGCUGGCGGGCCAAAACAUCCUGGCCUUAGAAGCCUGCAACAAUGGGGGCCCAAGCUGGGUAUCAGGGACACUGUUCGCUCCGAACAAUACUGUGCUGCUGCAGGUCAGGUGGAUCUCGUCACUGCCCACAGCCUUCGUGCCGUUCGGUCAACGGGUCAUUGCGUCCGCCUGGCAGUCAACCACCUUCUACCGGACCUUCUGGCUGUCAGCGGAGCAGCUACAGCAGCAGCAGGCUGCCCUUGGAGGUGUUGUGACAACGCCCGUCCUCAACCUCACCAUCAUUGCGGACGACCUUGCGACUGCCUUUGUGAACGGUCAAGAAGUCGGCCGUACAGCCGUGUUUCCAGAACGUUCUGUCCUGCAGGUCUCGAAUCUGCGGCCUGGCCCCAACCUGGUUGUGUUGCACUGCAACAGCACGGGGGGCCCGGCUGUGGUGGCGGCCUCCCUGGCCUUUGGGGGGCCUGACGGCUCCGUGCUACUGCAGACGGAUCACACUUGGAACUGGCUGUAG
Volvox carteri f. nagariensis is the source of this 750-nucleotide messenger RNA. RefSeq lists its product as uncharacterized. Bases 1 to 750 code for a protein of 249 amino acids. The record is from RefSeq and is a predicted model, not a curated record. The transcript is spliced from 2 exons. NCBI's taxonomy places the organism in Eukaryota, Viridiplantae, Chlorophyta, Chlorophyceae, Chlamydomonadales, Volvocaceae.